Leptinotarsa decemlineata (Colorado potato beetle) is the source of this 699-nucleotide messenger RNA. RefSeq names its product larval cuticle protein 16/17-like. Gene Ontology annotation, molecular function: structural constituent of chitin-based larval cuticle. The record is from RefSeq and is a predicted model, not a curated record. NCBI's taxonomy places the organism in Eukaryota, Metazoa, Arthropoda, Insecta, Coleoptera, Chrysomelidae. Gene Ontology annotation, cellular component: chitin-based extracellular matrix.
GCGAAUCGAUGAUUUUACAGUUAUUGCGUGAUUUCUGAACAUGAGGUACAAAAUAAUUAUCGUGUUAUUGGUCAUUUCGAAAAACGCAAAGAGUAAUGAGAUUCCCAGGAUUCUUGAAAACACCAGAGAAGAGAAUGAACGAGGGUACAAUUUCAGGUAUUCCACGAGCGAUGGACAGGAGAGGAAGGAAAACGGGCAGUUUGAAAAAAUGGGAGAAAAUCUGAUUUUACGAGUGAGUGGAUUCUAUUCUUACAUAUCCAAUGAUGGAAAUCAGUUCAAAGUAAUCUAUCAGGCAGACGAAGAUGGUUAUAAACCCCGUAUCGAGUCUAUCAAAUCACUAUCAACACCAACAACUGGAGAAGGGAAGAGUAAACAAGAAUUCAAGAUGAAAAAUGCUUCUAUAGAUUCAUUAACUGCACUGACAACUGAUGAGAGUCCUGAAGGAACUAAUACAAAGCCUGUUUUGAACUUGACACAGACAACACCAACAAAUUUCAUCGGCCUUCCAUCACCUGAUGAAAUAGUUUCACAGAUUAGUUCCGGAGCGAUUGCUUCGUUGGCAGGGGGUGGCCUUGGUUGAAUAUAUAUUUUCCCGUGCAGUGAUUAUUAUCAUGAACUGUUUUCAUUUUUGUAUUCAUAUAUCAAUAUCAAUUCGAACAAUUUAACGACAACUCGCUUCAUUAAAAAUAUUUUUGUUCA